Messenger RNA from Temnothorax curvispinosus, 4975 nucleotides. RefSeq names its product late secretory pathway protein AVL9 homolog. Gene Ontology annotation, cellular component: cytoplasm. The record is from RefSeq and is a predicted model, not a curated record. NCBI's taxonomy places the organism in Eukaryota, Metazoa, Arthropoda, Insecta, Hymenoptera, Formicidae. Bases 251 to 2296 code for a protein of 681 amino acids. The transcript has 9 exons.
AUUCGCGAUAACGCUUCACGCGCGUGUAUAUGUGCAUGUGUAUGCGCGCGCAUGCACGCUCAACACAUGUGUAAAUGCGUCAUGGCGCAUGUCAAAUUGUACGUCUGCCGCUAUCAGCUCGUCUGCGUCCCGCAGCCCGCAGCACGGAUAUUUCUCGCGGUUUUGAAAUAAUGUUGCCGAGUUGUCCGUGGAAAUAGGUGUCCGGGUGCCGCAAGUGCCGCGUCGCGUUGUCAUCACCGGAGCCGUAAGGAUGGCGGAAUCGAGCGGGCCGAUUCUUCACGUCAUCGUCAUCGGGUUUCACCACAAGAAAGGCUGUCAGGUAGAAUACUCGUUUCCACCUUUGGUGCCCGGUGCGCCUAACGAGUGCCCGUUGGGAUGGAAGUAUCUGCCCACGCUCGCCCUGCCCGACGGUUCCCAUAACUACGACGAGGACACAGUCUAUUUUCACUUACCUAGUCUAAACGAUCCGAAACGUACGAUAUACGGCAUUUCAUGCUUCCGCCAAAUACCUGUGGAGAAACUAAAGAAUCGUACGUCUGACAUAACAAGAGGCACUGUUCAGAAGUCAGUUUGUGUGCUAAGCACUUUGCCUCUGUACGGACACAUUCAGGUAAAAAUGGCCUUGAUAACACACGCAUAUUUCGAGGAAGGAGAUUUUAGUAAAGUAUCCUUACUGGAGGAUACUUAUCAUCAUCUUAAUUCGUGUAUGAGCGGCGAAAGUCAUAUACCGCCGCAAAUUUUUGUUGGUUUGUCUGCAAGAGAUUUUAUAUUGCAAUUCCGUCACAAAGUGUUACUUUUAUUUAAAUUGCUCUUGCUUGAGAAAAGGAUAGUCUUUUAUCAAUCACCUGUACAGCCACUGUGCGCCACGAUAUUGACUCUACUGUCACUGUAUCCAGACAUGAUUGAACAUGGUCUCCAACAAGCGGCUUGUGUGAGACCAUCCAGGCCGAUGUCUCCGAUUCCGACUUUCGAUGAGGAAGAAAUAUCAACGAAUAAUGUCGACGAUUCCAACUUGUCAUCCACCCGCAUCGUCAAAGACGAUAUGUCAAACGCCACGAGCCACGAGCAGUGCAACGAUAACAGCAAUAGAAAUUCCUUGUGCAUUAACGACAACAAAACUAUGGAGUCGAUGGAGGGUAAAUGUUUGGACGGACUACAGCAUGUAACCCUACAGAAGAAUAAUAACGACAAUGAAAAUCUAAGUAUGAAGGUCAUCGAAAUAGAAUCGGCACAAGAAUGCACCGAAUCUUACCUGGAGGAAAGCGAUUCUAAAUAUUCGCCGAAGCCGAACGAUAACGUACACAGAGUACAUAGUGUAAACGCCAUCACAUUAAGCACGGGCGACACGGAUAAUAGUUUACCUCGUGACACGAGUAGCGAUGCGCUUUCUGACGCGAGAUUAACGAAUAACAUUACGCAAAUUGCGCAUGUUAAUCCGGAGUUGUGCGGCCUACCUUUAGAGUUAUUUACAAAGGGUUAUCUCUGUUUACCUUACUUGUCUUUGCCCUAUUUGGAUCUCUUGGGGGAUAUUAAUGUUAGAGGAUAUAUAGUAGGCGCUACAAAUGUGCUGUUUAAACAAAAGAAGCAGUUAAUCGAUGUGCUAGUCGAGGUUGAAAACACGCGGAUAGAGGCGACCGAUCCCGAGCUGAGGCGGCAGCUGCAUCUCACCACGGAGGACUUGAGAUUCGCCGAUUACGUGGUAAGGCAUGUAGCCGAGCCUCGGAAGGAUAUUUUUCUGGACGGGGUGGGAUGGGAGGGUGGCGACGAAUGGAUCAGAACACAGUUCCGGGUGUACCUAUUGAGCAUGCUGCGUACAUCCAUGCAACAGGAUACUCGUCAGUCGGAUCACUACAAUGCAGCAUUCAUGUCCGCGUGGCGCGCUACAAAUAAUUACAAGGCGUGGUGUAGCGCGAACAAACCGGAAAUACUCAAUAUCGAGCCUGGUCAUCCCUUUGCUGGUCAGCUGUCGGUGCAAGAUAUGAAAUUACGUUUAUCACACACGAUGCAAAAUACGGAAAGUGGCAGAAAGUUGAAUCAAGCAAUGGCAUCGACUGGGCGCGCAGUGGCCACUACUGGGAAAGCUGUGGGGGGAGCGCUGUCGCAAGCAAAAGGGGCGUUCUCAAACUGGUGGAGCACGUUGACAACAGUUCAGCCGGUCGAUGAGGCAAAGAUUGACAAUCAGACGACAAACAACCAUCACGCAGUAUCCAGCGUCACGGACAAAGAGUCUGUUGAAGACGAGGAGUUGAAUUUCUCUGCCACCAAUAACGCGGAUCUUACCGUAGACCUUGAUUAAUACGAAAACAUAUGCCGAUGAGAAAUGAAAAAACGAUCACGUGUGAUCCAAGCUAAAAAUACGAGAUAUCGGACAUUGGUACAGAGCGUAAUAUAAAGAUACGUAAAACUGAAACGAAAAAAUUCCUUGCAAGACGUCGUGUACGACGUGCUUGUUAAACGACCGAAUUUUUUAAAGCAUUUCAGUUUUAGCGAGAGAAGUUGUGAAGUAAGAAAGUAAACCCGCGUACGCGCGUACAACAGACUAUAUUAAUGUGAUAUAUAGGAGAUUUUUUAAGCUGUCCGGCAAAUGCUAGUUAAGCCGAUAUAUUAUUGAUUUGAGUACAAGUUUUUGUAAUUUCCGUCAAAUAUAUUUUGUAUAUAUAAUUUCUAUAUUGUUUGUAAGAUAUGUGAUAUAAUUUCGUUAUGAAAAGACACGUAACUAUCGCCAGUGAUCUUGUACUCAACUUUUUCAAUGUUGCAUGCAAUUAAGCAACACUAUAAAAAUGUCAAUCAAUUUUAAACCUAAGUAAUAGACAAAGCAUUUUUUUCAGUCGCAAAUCUGAACUAUUCUCGAAGGCUAUACUACAUUUACACAUGUAAUAUUACAUCCAAUAAUAUUAUUGUUUCGUUUAUACAUAGAGAUAUUCUCGCUUAAGAAGUACCUGUAUCCUUUGUAUAUAAAAAAUGUUUACGCGCACGUUUACAUCGCGAUUAUCAUGAUGAUUUUUCGCGCGGUUCGCGUAUCAUCUCGACGAGAUCUUACGUCUUAUUUACCGCUCGGAUCGAAAGAGUACAUUAUCCUUUAGGCACAUAUAAAAGAAACGCGAGAAGAGUGGCAUGUUUGACGUACGCCACAUCGCACAUUAUCGAUCGUAGCAAAUUUCUAUCUGCAGGGUUUUCAAUAUUUUGUAUUGUCGUGAGUAGCGGAUUACAUGUAGAGGAUGGGCGGAAAGUUCGGAACUGGGACAGCCGAUAUCCGACAAGACAUAAACAUUGUACAUUGUUCCAUAAUUCAUUUCACUAAGGCUAAUCCUGUUAUUGACAAUAUUGCUACCUCCAUUUAUUGUCGAGAUUACACCGUACGAUUAGUUUCGUGUACCUACAACACGACGCUCCCUCAUAAUUCGAUAGAUCGGUAAUGAAAGAUCUAAAUCGAGAUAGAUAGUUGUUAAGCUGACUGUAUCCUUGUCGGAAUAAAUUGUUAGCUUUAUCGCCAAGAUCGUGGACGAUCAUUCGUGGAACGAAGAGCUGCCGUUAAUCAUCGUAGCAGAGUUACGAUUCAAUUAAGCUUAGAGCACCCAUGUAGAUCAUUUGUAGUGCUACUAGCGUAGUCAUUAUAUAGUAACACGUAUAUCUGAUUAAGGUAAGAAAGUUUUUCUUCGCCAUAAUAUUCGCAGAGUUACGCGAAAAGCGUUUUGUAGGAGGUAUUAUUAAUUUACGAUUCGCCCCUUUCUAGAGCUUAAUCGUACUUAAUAUUCGCUCUAUUUUUACACCGUUUUUACGUUAACCAAGUGAAUCUCAAACGGCCACAUUUGGCGCUAAAUAUCGAUUUUUGUUACAGUUGUCAAAUCGAUCUGUCAAAUUUUAAGCUGUUAUUUAAUAAAAGGCGACACGUAGUAAUUAUGCGAGCUGUUUAUAUUGAAAACGAUCGAGAAUAUCUAAUCUCAAUGGCAAAUUUUAUCUCAUUUAAAUCUGUCCUCGUACACACAACCACCACUGUUUUCAGAAUAAACGGUUCACACGCCAGUUUAGAUUAAGGUAUCAUAGGUGCAUCUUUGUGAUAUUUAGUUUGUCAUAAUCUGCGACUUGAUUUAAAUUUCUUCGAAGAGAAUUCGUCGGGGUGUUAGGGUAUGUCUUUAUUUAUAUGAGUAAAGUGUGCCAAAUGUGGAGCGUGUACAUUUUUAGGAGUAUCGAUGUCUGGGCGAAAUGUAUUUUGCAAACGGCGGCGCGAUGCAAAUUCAGACGCGAAAAACGGCCAAGCUGCUAAUAUAAUAAACGGAAUCGACGUUGGACAUUUAAUAAUUUUAUUAAACAUUCGAUAACAUUAUCGUCUUUGAUAAACGAUCGACUUUUUUUUCGAUCCCUUGCCAUCAUAGAAAAAUUAUGAAUCCUCCUCGAACGACAUAUAUUUGAAUUUAUGCGAAUAACGAAUUUUGCUCGCGCUGUCUUUAGCAUUAUUAUACAGAAAACAUAAACGUUUCGUAUACAUUUUUAUUUGAAGUCGUUUAUAACACGACGUUUGUACAUACAUUUUAUUUAUUACAACACAAAUAUAUUUUUCAGCGGCAUUUUUUUCGCGAAAUUGCAGGAUCUUAAUAUUGUAUAGUUGUUAAGAUUUUCUCUUUGCGAUCGAAUUACGAACGCGCUCGAUGUAUAAAAUAUUCUAUUUGAUUUAUCACCGAUCGAAACAAAAAUGAUAAAAGCAGAAAAUUCGACGAUCCCUUUGCACAGCUUUAGAUGUGAUUAUAUUAUCGCAAGAAGUUAUUUAAGACCCUCCUUCUCCCGCCCACAUUGGAUAUAACUGAAUAUGUUUUCUAUAUAUUUAUAAAACGCAAGUUUGUACAGCUUACGAAAAUGUAAGGAGAACGGAGUGUCACGAUCUGAGAAACGACUUAUUGUACUGUACUGUAUUGUAUCCUAUGACUGUAGAGUACCACCAUUCGUCAAAAUAUUAAAAGAAAUAAUAUCUAAUUCUGAA